This is a messenger RNA of Eimeria tenella, 1749 nucleotides long. RefSeq names its product Glucose-6-phosphate dehydrogenase, putative. NCBI's taxonomy places the organism in Eukaryota, Apicomplexa, Conoidasida, Eucoccidiorida, Eimeriidae. The transcript has 12 exons. The record is from RefSeq and is a predicted model, not a curated record. Gene Ontology annotation, biological process: N-acetylglucosamine metabolic process; glucose metabolic process; pentose-phosphate shunt, oxidative branch. Gene Ontology annotation, molecular function: glucose-6-phosphate dehydrogenase activity; glucosamine-6-phosphate deaminase activity; 6-phosphogluconolactonase activity. The annotation marks the transcript as partial.
GUAACUCGUUCUUGCAACCAAGGACAGCGGAGGAAGGAGUUGCUAUGUCGGCCAGUAUGAGUUCGUCACCUGGAGAAAGGAGGCUCAGGCUGAUGCAGCCAGCUGCCAUCAGUGUGCCAUGUCAGAGUGUAGAAGACUUUGAAGCGCAGAGUCUGGACCUUGUCCUUAGGACUCUUAGGUCGCUACUGGACGAGAACCCCUUUAAGCAACUCGUCGUAGGGCUCUCAGGCGGCAGCACUCCAGGGCCUUUGUACGCGGCACUAAGGCAGACAGCAAUUUCGCACAUCCAAAAAGGGAAGAAGGAUCAAUGGCAGUCCAGCGAACAACCAGAUUCUGACAGCUUUUCGCACUCGGCCAUAGAUUUUUCGCGCGUAAGCUUCUUCCUUGUCGAUGAGCGCUACGUCCCGCCGACUGAUCCUAAGUCAAAUGUCCGUCUCGUCAUGGAGGAGCUGUUUGGGCAAGAAGUCUGGAGUGACCCCGCUGCUGGCGGCACCAUGAAGUUCAGGCCAACGGCUAAUGCAUGGCCUUACAGCUUCGACUUCUCUUAUCCCGACACUUCGCUGCCCGUGGAUAGAUGCAUUGCAGAGUAUAGAGAAAGUCUGAGCAACUUACUGCGGCGGCACGGAGGUUUGGAUCUAGUCCUUUUGGGAAUGGGAGAUGAUGGUCACAUAGCAUCAAUAUUUCCGCCCCUAAGCGCGACUCAGCACGAAGCAGCGAGAUGCCCACGUACCAUGGUGGUUCAUUCGACCACCGACCGUUUUGACGUGCACGACCGGAUAUCUGUUACUCUACACCUCCUUGCUGGAGCAAGCCGCAAGAUUUUUCUCAUCAAGGGAGAGUCAAAGCUGAAUACGUGGUUCCAGAUGGAAACUGACCCAGAACAGUCGCCACUUAAUUUCCCGGCACGUGAAGUAAUCAGUAGCGGGGGAUGCUAUCUUGUUUCCUUCCCUUCAAUUGACGACUUUUCGAGAAGAAGGAGGAACGCAAGCCGGCCGCUGCUUGUGAAGCACACGAGCACCAAUGUACUGGACACGCACCAUCUUUCUGUCAUCGUCUUUGGUGCCAGUGGGGACCUGGCGAAGAGGAAGACAUAUCCCGCGCUUUUCAGCCUAUUUUGCGAAGGUCUUCUCCCGCCAAAUGUGCACGUCGUAGGAUUUGCGCGCUCAAAACUGGAUGUAGAAGAAUUCUGGAAACAGAUUGCAGAGCACCUCAAGGAGUUAUCAACCUACUUCUCACGUCAGAUGGCGCCUUUGAGUAGCAAAUGCGAUGACCUUGUAGAACGUUUUCGACGCAUCUGCACAUACAUAAGUGGCGACGGCUACGACGAUGCUGUUGCACUAAAGAAACUUAGCAAUCACCUUGACAAGCUUGAAGGGCCGGAGAAAAAUAACAACAGACUGUUUUACUUGGCACUUCCACCACAGCUCUUUGCGCUCAGCGUUCGAUCAAUCAGGAAGCACUGCUGGGCACAAAAGGGUUGGAACAGAGUGGUAGUUGAGAAGCCUUUUGGACGCGACAGUGAGAGCUCAGAGAAGUUGUCAAACGAUCUCAUGGAAGUCCUUAACGAAAGCGAGAUAUACCGCAUUGACCAUUACCUUGGCAAAGAGAUGACCCUCUCGAUCAUUGCACUGCGUUUUGCUAAUGUUGCCUUUAAACAUCUUUUCCACAGGCACAACGUACGUUGCGUUCGCAUCACAUUCAAAGAAGACAUUGGGACAAAAGGUCGUGGCGGGUACUUCAAUAGCUACG